This is a messenger RNA of Asparagus officinalis (garden asparagus), 536 nucleotides long. RefSeq lists its product as uncharacterized. The record is from RefSeq and is a predicted model, not a curated record. The transcript is spliced from 4 exons. Bases 1 to 492 code for a protein of 163 amino acids. Gene Ontology annotation, molecular function: phosphoprotein phosphatase activity. Lineage: Eukaryota; Viridiplantae; Streptophyta; Magnoliopsida; Asparagales; Asparagaceae.
AUGACAGAUAGCUCACUGGUUGCUGAGUGUAUUGCGAUUCUUGAAGGUCUGCUCAUCGCUGAAGCAGAAAAGAAGCGAAUAGCACUGAGGGUUACUAAAAAACUCGAGAAAGUAGUGGUGUGGUCAGACUCAUCGGAGGCAGUUGAUCUAAUUGUGCUUGAUUUGGACGAGACCUUGGUUUGUGCGUAUGAGACCUCUUGCCUCCCUGAGAUUGUGAAGAGCCAUGCGAUUAAGGCUGAGAUCAAGUGCUUCGAGCUAGAGUGCUUCUCGGUGGAGAAGGAUGCUGAGGGGAAACCUUGGGUUAGUCACGUGACCGUGUUCGAGCGGCCGGGGUUGAGGGAGUUCUUGAAGAAGAUCAGCGAGUGUGCUGAUCUUGUUCUCUUUACUGCUGGCCUUGAAGGUUAUGCUAGGCCUGUUGUCGAUAGAAUAGAUGUUGACAACAAGUUCAGUCUCAGGCUGUACCGGCCAUCACCGGUUAGCACGUUAUGCUAGGCCUGUUGUCGAUAGAAUAGAUGUUGACAACAAGUUCAGUCUCA